AUGUCAUCACGACACUCAGCAGCCCGGCCGAAGCGGGAGGGCGAAAACUUUGCGAGAACGCAUCACCACGACGAGGAUGGCCACGACUCAAAGAAGCUCAAAUUCGACGUGCGCAACCCGUCCGCCCUCGCGCCCGAUGCGCCGGACGACGAUGCGAUCCUCGACGCCGACGUCAUCGGGGUGGGCGCCGGCGCGACGAAACGAGGCGCCGUGAACCUGGACGGCUACGACAGUGAUUCCGACAACGAGCGCAACUUCAAGGGUCGUGCGGCGGAGCGCUCCCUCGGGAAGAAGGGCGAUGCGAACUUCCUCGACCAGCUCGAUAACUACGACGCCAAGAACGAGCCGGGCGGCGCGAAGAAUAACGCAAAAGCGAGCAAGGACGAUGAUGACGAUGACGAUAUGUUCGCGGCGGACGACGAUGACGAGCAGGGAGGCGAGGCGGCGGCGGACGAGGCGACGAAGGCGGGGAAGAAGGACAAGGCUGUCCGCUUCCUCGACGACGACCAGAUCCAAGGCCAGGAAUUGCACAGCAAAAGUGGAGGCCAGAUCCGGUUAGAUGACGAAGAGAGCAGCGACGACGAGGCCGACAAGGAACUUGCGAUCGAGGGGGAGGGCAUCGACGAAGAGGUCGGCCUCGGCGGUCUCAAGCGGAAUGCGCCCAAGGUCGAGGCCUUCAACAUGAAGGAGGAACAAGAAGAGGGCCGAUUCGACGAGGACGGCAACUAUAUCAGGAAAGCCGUGGACCCCAACGCUGUACACGACAAAUGGCUUGAGGGCCUGAGCAAGAAGGACAUGAAGAAGGCGGCGGAGGCGCAUGAGAAGCGCGAGGCCGAGGCGCGGAGGUUACGGAUGGAAAACGACGACAUACUCACGACAGAUCUCCUCAAGGCGCUCAUACUAAGGCUAGAGAGGGGUGAGACGCCGUUGGAGGCGCUGGCAAGGUUGGCUAAGGGGCAGCCAAAGCAGAAGAAGAUACCCAAGUGGAAGCUGAAGAAGAUGAACAAGGGGGCCGACGAGGCCAUGGAUGUCGACCAUGAGAAGGAGAUGACGCCUGAGCAAGUGAAGAGGAAGGAGGCCAUUGAGGCCAUCACCGAUGCCGCGGAUAAGUUACUGAGCCGAGACCGUGUCGAGAUUUACGACGAGGAGAGGGAGAUGCUCGUCCGUGAGUGGCAGCGGGAGACGGGCGAGGAGUGGGUAGAGCCCAAGGAGGAAGCCACAGCGGAGGAUGCGUCAACCAAGAUGUGGGAGUUCAGAUGGACGGAUGGUCGCGACGGCGCCGACAAACAGGGUCCAUUCGACGGCCCUACGAUGAAGGCAUGGCAAGACGCCGGGUACUUUGGCGAGGGCGUCGAGUUCCGCUCGGUUGGCGAAGAUGGCUGGAGCAGAAUUGCUACGUUUGUAUGA
This is a messenger RNA of Colletotrichum karsti, 1407 nucleotides long. RefSeq names its product Lin1 family protein. Bases 1 to 1407 code for a protein of 468 amino acids. NCBI's taxonomy places the organism in Eukaryota, Fungi, Ascomycota, Sordariomycetes, Glomerellales, Glomerellaceae. Gene Ontology annotation, cellular component: U5 snRNP. The transcript has a single exon. The record is from RefSeq and is a predicted model, not a curated record. Gene Ontology annotation, molecular function: protein binding.